Sinocyclocheilus grahami is the source of this 822-nucleotide messenger RNA. Its product is annotated as parvalbumin-7-like. Gene Ontology annotation, molecular function: calcium ion binding. Gene Ontology annotation, cellular component: cytoplasm. The record is from RefSeq and is a predicted model, not a curated record. The transcript is spliced from 5 exons. NCBI's taxonomy places the organism in Eukaryota, Metazoa, Chordata, Actinopteri, Cypriniformes, Cyprinidae. Bases 28 to 357 code for a protein of 109 amino acids.
ACAUUACCCAUACUGCAAGUUGUAGAAAUGGCGAUGAACAGCAUCCUCAACUCUGAUGACAUUAAGAAAGCCCUGGAUGUAUUUAAAGCUGUCGACUCAUUCGACCACAAGAGGUUUUUUGAGAUGGUCGGACUGAAGGCGAAGUCAGCUGACGAUGUGAAGAAGGCUUUCUAUGUCCUAGAUGCAGACAAUAGCGGCUUUAUAGAGGAAGAGGAACUUAAGUUUGUUUUGAAGCAUUUUGCUACAGAUGGGAGAGACCUGACCGAUAAGGAGACCAAAGCAUUCCUGCAGGCUGCGGACAAAGAUGGAGAUGGAAAGAUUGGAGCAGCAGAGUUUACUGCUCUGGUUCGUGAAUAAGUGACUCAAAUACUUGGCCUGUUCAUACCUUAUGACCCUUUGACCUCGACCUCAGCGUAACGCCCCUGAAGCACAGACACACACACACACACACACACACACACACACUCCCUUACACACACCCUCACACGCUUGUACGCCCCAUCCUGAACACCUCCCUACACACAGACACACAAACUGACCUUCAUGCUAUUUAUUUUCCUUUUUAUACAAAAGUGAGUGUUUCUGCUAGUGUAUAGAUCAAGAGACCUUUAACAGGACAAAACCUCAUGCCGGCAAUAUGUAGAUAUAUUAGAAAAGAAAACAAUGCAUUCUCCAUCAUCCACAAUUCUUCGUCUGUCUUUAUCUUCCUUGUAUCUCUCGCAUUGAUCUUUCGUUCCUCUCCUCCCCUCCAAACUCUCUCCAUCUCUCCGGUUAUAACCAUUGUGAAACACACCAAAAGAAGAGGUCAAGUUGUGAAAGAAA